AAAAAGAAAAAAUGAGCCCUAAACUCUCUGCGCCGCCGGUCAACGCCGGAGCUAAUGCCCUUCACUCUGCGCCGCUUCCUACGGCGCCUCCGCACCAUGAUCUCCUCCUCCGACAACGAAGGUCCCGUGUCCGAAGACGACCGGCGUCCUUGGGAGCCUCCGUUCGAUGCUUCCAAGCCGGCGCCUCCCAUCUCCUACCCCAUCACCGAGCUCGCUGCGCUUGCCUCUCGCUCGUACCUCUCCGAUGCCUCCAACUUCCACCUCCCCUUCAACCGCGCCUCCACACCGCUCCCCUCCCCAGGGGCUCCUCUCCCCCCGCGGCGGCGCGUCCUGGUGUGCCACGACAUGCAGGGCGGAUACCGCGACGACGCGGCGCCGCAGGGCGGAGCCAACCCCGAUGCCUACGCGCUCUGGCAUUGGCACCUCAUGGAUAUCUUCGUCUACUUCUCCCACUACCUGGUCACUCUUCCGCCGCCAUGUUGGACCAACACCGCGCACCUCCACGGCGUCAAGGUUUUGGGAACGUUCAUCGCAGAGUGGGAUAAAGGUGCAGAAAUCUGCAGAGAAAUGUUUGCAACACAGGAUUCUGCGCAGAUGUAUGCUGAGAGGCUCCAAGAGCUGGCUGCUACCUUAGGCUUUGAUGGCUGGCUGAUCAAUAUUGAGGUUAAACUCGACAUUCAGUUCAUCGAUAACUUGAAAGAGUUUGUCAAUCAUCUAACCGACAGAAUGCAUGCUGCUGUUCCUGGAUCUUUAGUCAUAUGGUAUGAUGCAGUCACCGUGAAUGGCCACCUCAACUGGCAGAAUAAGCUCAAUGAGUAUAACAAACCAUUCUUUGAUUUGUGUGAUGGUUUAUUUGUCAAUUAUACUUGGAAGGAAAACUAUCCACAAGAUUCCGCUGCAGUUGCUGGUGAAAGGAAGUAUGAUGUGUACAUGGGUAUUGAUGUUUUCGGCCGAAAUAGUUAUGGUGGUGGGCAAUGGAAUACAAAUGUUGCCCUUGAUCUACUUAAAAAAGAUGAUAUCUCAACUGCCAUAUUUGCUCCUGGAUGGAUAUAUGAAACUAAGCAACCACCGGACUUUCAGAGUGCACAAAAUCGUUGGUGGGACCUUGUUGAAAAAUCAUGGGGUGUUCUUCAGAGCUAUCCAAAACGGUUACCUUUCUACUCAGAUUUCGAUCAGGGUCGUGGUUAUCAGGUAUCUUCCGAGGGUCUACAAGUCUCCAGAGAUCCAUGGAACAAUAUUUCUUGCCAAAGUUUUCAGCCUAUGCUUAAGUACACUGGAGAUGAAGUUCAUCCACCACUUAUAACAUCUAUCAAUUUCAAGGAUGGGCAGUACAGUGGAGGGGGUUGUGUGACUGUCAAAGGAGGUCUCAACCAGAACACUAUUUUCUCAGAGCAGCUUUUUGAAGCAAGUAUUUCCAUGGAAGAUGGACCUUUACAUUUGUUUUAUUCGGUCAAAGCUGACACAAACUGCGUCGUAGGAUUGUCCCUGGACUUGUCAUCGAGAAACAAGGGGAAUACUUCCGUUCUUAUUGCAGAGAACAUAGCAACAUUCCAUAGAAAGAAAAAGAAUCACAUAUACAGCACAUAUGUUCAAUCCGUUAAGGCACGAGCUCUAGAUAACCAAAAUUGGGUCCUCUACCAAGCAACUGUCCAAUCCUGUGCCAGCUACACAAUGACUGGAAUCAACAUUGUCUGCACAUUGGGAACUUCUGGCAAUAUCAAUCCAGAAACAGAGGAAGAUGGAAGCUUAGAAGCAGAUGCAAAUAUAUUGUCGGCUUAUCAAGCAUCACUAGGCCACAUAAGUAUUCAAGAUAUUGAUGAAACCAUGCCCUUCCCUCCAUUAGAGUCAUGGGAAAUAGAAGGAGAGCACAUCUCAUGGUCGAAUAGUAAUGCGUCUAAGCUUGUAAGUCUGAAAAUUAGCUGGAAGCUCAAAACCAGCCAUCCAGCAACAUUCACGAAGUACAAUAUAUAUGUGGAGAAGUUGACUACAGAUUCAAUUGCUAAGGCUUCCAGAAGUUUUAUGGGAGUUGCAAGUGUCGAAGCCUUCUAUGUGUCAGACCUCCAGGUUCCUGAUGAAGUCACUAUCCUGAAGUUCAUCGUUCAAGCAUGUGGGUGUGAUGGCAGUAACCAAGAACUUGAGGAAUGUCCAAAGUUCUUUUUAGUGCCAGUUGUUGCUUAACAUUGAUAUACUUGUACUAUGUAACUUCAUCACAUUACUCUUUCACCAAAUAAGCUGAAGAAUAUUUCAUGUUAUACCUUGACGGAAAUAAGAAGAGGAAUAAAUCAAUCAUAUCCAUGA
Brachypodium distachyon (stiff brome) is the source of this 2298-nucleotide messenger RNA. Its product is annotated as cytosolic endo-beta-N-acetylglucosaminidase 1. Gene Ontology annotation, biological process: protein deglycosylation. Bases 55 to 2178 code for a protein of 707 amino acids. The record is from RefSeq and is a predicted model, not a curated record. The transcript is spliced from 11 exons. NCBI's taxonomy places the organism in Eukaryota, Viridiplantae, Streptophyta, Magnoliopsida, Poales, Poaceae. Gene Ontology annotation, molecular function: mannosyl-glycoprotein endo-beta-N-acetylglucosaminidase activity. Gene Ontology annotation, cellular component: cytoplasm.